AUGAUAUGGCAGGAGGAGGCGGAAUGCACUUCGGAAUCCGUCGGUGCGUACGUGCACCGUCAGACUGUUUGCACGAAUUGUCUCGUACAGUGUCAAGUAUCUGCACACACGUGCACACACAUACGCUCAGGCAAAUGCUUGCGGGCACGUGCACUGGGAACGCGCACAGAUAGACGGACAUGUAUACGUUGGGGCGGACGAAACGAAGGCAGACCAAUUCGUAUAGGCGUGAGCAGAGCGGACAGACUAGCAGACCCAUGUAGGGAAGGACAGACGUCGGCAGACAGACAGCGGCCGCCGCAGCCAACGCCGCCCUUUGGCGCAGACGCAGACGCAGCAUUGCCCCGCCCUGCCCUGCCCUGCCCUGCCCUGCCCCGCCCUGCCCGCCUCGACGACUCUGGUCAGUCGUCCCGCCAGCCCAAAUCCGCCUCGCCACGUUCUCCAGCGCGGUCUUGCCGCCGUCUUCUCGCCUCGGCCAUGCUCAACAGUUCGGAUGCCGUGACCGUUGAUCCGCACAACCCGCUCCUCGUGCGGCCGACGCUGCAACUGCCAGGCCAGCCGGUGCUCAACCUCUCCCGGCCGCCGGCCGCAGCCGCCGGUCAUCAACUCAUCUGCGUUGACGACAUCUACUGCACGUCGGACAGCCUCGCGAUGGCUCGCCACUUUCUCAUCGCCUGGCCCGGCCUUAUCAUCUCGCUGGCCAGCCUCGUGUUGAACAUCCUCAUCAUGUCGGUGCUCGGCAACAGGGCCCUCCAGUCCUCUCCGGGCGUCUACUUGACGACGGGAGUGAUCACCGACAGCCUUCGACUCCUCAUUCUUCUGGGCGUUCGCGUCUUCCCCAAUCUGCCGCACAACCUGACCGGGCAACUGGAGGCCUAUCAGCGCUUCGCGGCCUACCUCACUCCGCUCGGUCUGCCCCUAGCCCAGGCAUUGUGGCUCUGUCUGGGUGCAACGCUCAUCUGCAUGACGUACAUCCGAGCCGCCUCCAUCUGGACGCGAGGUCGCCUGCAGCCGCCGCCUCGACAAAAGGUGCACUGGCGUCUGCCAAACAGGUCGAUCAGGUCGAGGCGUCUGGAGCCGGGUCCUGGGGAUCUGCAGACUUCGCUGUCGUACGGUGUGAUGCCGAAGCGACCGCGGCGAUUGAAGCUUCUCGCGCUCUAUGCCAUUGUCGGUCUGCUAUACUCGCCGCUUCUGUUGACCUUCAAGGUCGUCGAGGAGGCUGAUGACGUCCCGACUGCGCGGGUUCGAGUGACCGGACUUUUACAGGCGACCGUUGCUUCAAGUGCCGGUAGAGAAAAUGCACCUCCAGAAGACAGACCAGACCAGAAGCUGACAAGUUUUUACUUUACUCAGGUAAUACAUUCUUUUUUCUCUGUUGCUCGCCAAAAUUAUAAGAAGCCUUUUGGUCUGGGUGUAUAG
Protopolystoma xenopodis is the source of this 1419-nucleotide messenger RNA. Lineage: Eukaryota; Metazoa; Platyhelminthes; Monogenea; Polystomatidea; Polystomatidae. The record is from the annotation of a GenBank genome assembly.